This is a messenger RNA of Arachis duranensis, 869 nucleotides long. RefSeq lists its product as uncharacterized. The annotation marks the transcript as partial. The record is from RefSeq and is a predicted model, not a curated record. The transcript has a single exon. NCBI's taxonomy places the organism in Eukaryota, Viridiplantae, Streptophyta, Magnoliopsida, Fabales, Fabaceae.
AGUUGUAUUCUCUUGGAGACGGGAGAAAUUUGGUGGUCGCUUUUGGGCGCUGCAAUCCCUGUGCUUGUUGCCGGACAAGCUUUUCGGCUCAAGGCAAGGCACGCAGAAGAGCAGAAGUUGAAGAGUGCAAGGGGAAGAGAAAGGAGUUCGGAUGAGAUCUUUGUCUGUGAAAGGGUCUGCACUUCAAAGAGGAUGUUGAAGAAGGUUGGUUCGUUCUCAAAGGAUCCCAUUCCUGACACCUGUGUCACCGUGUGCGGUGUGUCUGAUCUUGAUGCAUGUGCUGAUGCGUGCGUGCGCACUGUUUGUGUUAACCAGCAUCAAGUGCCUAACUGGAACGACAUAUGCCUUAGAAGAUGCCAAAGUGAAUGCCUGAAACUCUCUUCUCAAUCUUCUUAGGGGUUAGUUGCAUUUUGGGCAAUCAAAUGUUUAUGUGUGCAUGCUGAAUUGUGUUUAGAUGGUUAAUAUUUUGUUUGAUCAUCAUCCUUUCCGGAAACUGUAUGGAAAUGCAAGUCAGGGUAUAGUUAACUAGAUUCUACUAGUUCAUAUAGCAUUAACUUGCUGGAGAUCUAAAUGCUAGUUUCUUUCGCUGCUCAAUUGGUGCACAACAUCAUAGAAAGGGUAAAUUAUGAAACCAAUACAGAACAAGUUAGUUAAAGCUGAAAAUUUCAGACAAUCUGUCUUGGUUAAAACUGGCCAUAGAUCACGCACGUUUCCAAAAAUGGUCAUGUUUAUAUUGUUCAGGACUAGCAUACACAGUUUGUAAUAGAACAUAUAGUUAUUAGUAGGGUUCAUAAUAUCUUGUCUGAAUUCCAUAUGAAUUUACAGGUUAAUGCAGUUUAGUGUUUGUAAGGGCUGCUUUCUCAGUUGAA